This is a messenger RNA of Durusdinium trenchii, 1991 nucleotides long. The record is from the annotation of a GenBank genome assembly. NCBI's taxonomy places the organism in Eukaryota, Dinophyceae, Suessiales, Symbiodiniaceae.
UGGAAACACUCCUUUUGAGGCAAAGCUUACUGUAAUUUAACUAUACAACCCAGUGGCAGACUCUUGAUUUUUGCACCUUAAAGGGCGCGCAGCCACAGAUGGAGCUGGCACGUUUACGAACUGCUUUGGGCGAAGGACAAGGACAGCACGUGGACCUGGAGAUCGACAAGCUCCGCGCGCUGCUCGGGGUGGUGGAGGCGGACGUGCGGCUCCUGCGACAGGUGAAAGAUGAGGAGGGUGGAUUGCAGGAGUGCACGGAUGGAGAGUUCAUUCUUCGUAGCCCUCAGCAACGAAAGAAGCUGCUCUCCCAAGCCGUUCAGACAGCAGCAUCGCUGCAGGUGCUGAGGACGGUGAGACCAAGCGCAGCGAGCCCGCCGGUGGGCCAACCACCCGAAGCUGUACCACAAGGGCUGCUGCGUGCGGUGAAGAGCGCCUUGGAGCUGCGGAAGUCUCCAGUGCUGCGACCCAUCCCCAGAGGUGGAAGUGCUUCCAGUCCGCAGCUGCCAGGACUUCCCAUGGCCGACCCAAGCGCAAGUGGCGUAGGUGGAGCCCAGCGCGCGGUGGCCAUUAUGCCCCUGCAAGGUGCCACCAAGUUGAGAACGAGUUCAUCAACACCCAAGCUUCAAGGCAUUGGCGAACCUGAAGCUUGGAGUGGUGGGCGACCAAAGACAUCAGGAGUGCUUGGGUUUGCAAACCCGGCUGCAAGCAGCACAAGUACUUCACCCGCAAACAGCCAAGGCGCGACGGCCACCGGCGAAGCACGAAGUCGUCCACCUACAUCAGGGCUGCUGGCCCCUGUGACCCGAGCCUUAAGCACUCCCAGCACUUCGUCUACACGAAGCCAAGGCAUGCCGUGCCUGCCAGCAUCAGGAAUGCUGGGCGCAAAUCAAGCUGACAGCAGCCCAAGCACUUCCCCAGCACAGAGCCAAGGUCGGCGCUCUCGCCCACCACGGCCUUCCACCGACUCGGUGCCGUGUGCGCAUGGGGAGCAUGCGGAGCGUCACUGUGAACGCUGCCGUCAGCCCCUUCCAUCCGUUGCACCGGAGGCGAGUGAAUUGCUGGUUCGCUUGGAAGCGGCUGGGAUCGGGCCAUGGCAGAUUGCAGAGCUAAAAGCAAGCGAAGCCAGGCUGGCCGAGCUCGGAGCAGGAAGACGAGCACCACGUCUGAGCGCCGCGCCGCGCUGGAGCGACGGAGGCUGAGUGAAGGUCAUCAUGCUCAGUCGGUCAUCUGCACCGGUCUGCACCUCUCUCGCCUGCAGCGGAGCGGAGCAGCGACACAAGGAGGAGCUGAUCACCACGAGCAUCCACAACUGAAUCUUUGAGAAGCGCGAGACUUUGGCCGAAGAAGUCAGUGAUAGAUGAGGCAUCGAGCGAGGUCUCCUCCUCAAGCCUUCCAUGGAUCCGCCUCAAGAUCCGCCGCCCAAAACACCACCCAUCGCCCUGGGAUCUGCUCUCAAAGAUCGCCAUCGCCCAUUCAAGCCUCGGUCGCCUUCGCGAUCUCCUGCCCGGCCGCCCGCGCGAUCUCCUGCUCGGCCGCCUUCGUAGACUCCUUCGCAAAAAGUCCGACCACGGUGGGGGGGAGGAGGCUUCAAACAGCUCGACGGCGGAGUCGCACUCGCACCCCACCCAGCCAGCAGGGUUCGCGAUCCAACCCGGCCCUGGACACCAUGUCCGGUUCGCUCUUCGCCUCAGUGGCACCGGACGCCAACGAGCAGAUCAUGUGGGCGGUGCUGAGGGCGCUUAGAAGGUGGAAGGAUCAUCGAAGGAUCCGAUGACUUGGUGCUUAGAUCCACCUUCCUUGGGGUGUUGAGCAGCUCGUGGAAGGAUCUAUCAAAGGACCUGACCAACUUCUUAGGUCCUGCAUGCGUGUGAAAUUGAACUCGCACCAGACAUCCUGGAGAAGAUUCAAUGCCUCCAGCGGCCAAUUGACAUGUAGACCUGCGGUCGCCUGCGGUCUCCCGCCCAGUUCCGGGUUCCGAAGUCUCUUCGACG